This is a messenger RNA of Hevea brasiliensis (rubber tree), 1814 nucleotides long. RefSeq names its product actin-related protein 4. Gene Ontology annotation, biological process: regulation of transcription by RNA polymerase II. Gene Ontology annotation, molecular function: chromatin binding. The transcript is spliced from 20 exons. Bases 142 to 1467 code for a protein of 441 amino acids. NCBI's taxonomy places the organism in Eukaryota, Viridiplantae, Streptophyta, Magnoliopsida, Malpighiales, Euphorbiaceae. Gene Ontology annotation, cellular component: NuA4 histone acetyltransferase complex; SWI/SNF complex. The record is from RefSeq and is a predicted model, not a curated record.
CUCAAAGACCCGAUCCAAAGUCAAAACUGGCAAACCUUCACUCCACGGCUUCACUGAACCCAGCGACCACGUCUUCUAAUUUCUAAAACCCUAACAACGGCUACUCAGUUCUAGAGAGAACUCUCAAAGAAACGUUCAAUCAUGUACGGAGGAGAUGAAGUAUCAGCUAUAGUGAUUGACCUGGGCUCGCAUACUUGCAAAGCUGGCUACGCUGGCGAGGAUGCACCUAAGGCCGUGUUUCCAUCUGUUGUUGGAUCAAUUGAUCAAAUGGAUAUUGAUGACACUGCUAAUAAUGAGAAGACCUCUUCUGUAGAGUCUAAGAACAAUAUCAAAGACUCUGAAAAGGGCAAGGGCAAACAAAAAUUAUAUGUAGGAUCUCAAGCUGUAGGAUUUCGUCGGGACCAUAUGGAGGUGUUAUCACCUAUAAAAGAUGGAGUUGUUGUUGACUGGGAUAUGGUGGAUAGCAUAUGGGACCAUGCUUUAAGGGAAUGUCUGUUGAUUGAUCCUAAGGAGCAUCCUAUGCUGCUUGCAGAACCUUCUUCCAACACUCAACAGCAGAGAGAGAGGACAGCAGAGCUUAUGUUUGAAAAGUACAAUGUUCCAGCAUUAUUUUUGGCCAAGAAUGCUGUUCUCACAUCUUUUGCAUCAGGACGUCCGACCUCACUAGUUGUUGAUAGUGGUGGAGGAUCAACUACAGUUGCUCCUGUGCAUGAUGGUUAUGUCCUCCAAAAGGCAGUGGCUUCUUCUCCAGUAGGAGGAGAAUUUCUUACUGAUUGCUUGGUGAAAAGCUUGGAGAGUAAAGGUAUCACAAUAAAGCCCAGGUACUCUUUCAAGAGAAAGGAAAUCAGGCCAGGCGAGUUUCAGAUAGUGGAUCUUGAUUUUCCAAAUACAACUGAAAGCUACAGAUUUUACUCACAGAGGGUCAUUGCAGGUGAUAUCAAGGAAUGUGUGUGUCGAGCCCCGGACACACCCUAUGAUGAAAGUGCAUAUUCAAAUAUUCCAAUGACUCCAUAUGAGCUUCCUGAUGGCCAGACAAUUGAAAUAGGAGCUGAUAGAUUCAAGAUUCCAGAUAUUCUAUUCAAUCCGUCCUUGGCUCAGACAAUUCCUGGUAUGGAGAGUUUUGCGGAGAUUGCUCCUAAUGUUCGUGGUUUGCCACAAAUGGUGAUAGAGAGCAUUAAUAGGUGUGAUGUGGAUAUUCGGAGGGAACUGUUUAGCAGUAUACUGCUUGCUGGUGGCACAGCAUCAAUGCAACAGUUGAAGGAACGACUUGAGAAAGAUUUGCUUGAGGAGUCUCCUCAAGCUGCUAGAGUUAAAGUGCUGGCCAGUGGAAAUGCAACAGAAAGGAGAUUCAGCGUAUGGAUAGGCGGGAGUAUAUUGGCAUCUCUUGGUUCAUUCCAGCAGAUGUGGUUCUCCAAGUCCGAGUAUGAAGAGCAUGGUGCUUCUUAUGUGCAAAGAAAAUGUCCUUGAUAGCUUACUUAUGACAUGAGGCUGUAUCUGAUUUUUCUGGUGGAUAAGCUGUAAAAAAAAAAAAAAAAAUCAACUGCAUUGCAUCAACUCUCAUUUUGGGAUCUUAGGUAUGAAAGUAAUAUAUGCCAUAACACCAACAUUUUGGGGCACAUAUUCAUGUAGCCUUUAAUCUAAUUUCAGGCCUCCAGGCCUCAUCACAAAGCUUUCUUUUUACAAUGUAUUAUUGUUUGUCUAACUUGGAGUACCUUUUAUAUUAUUCUGUAGCCAAUUGUUUGACCCUGUAGCAUAGGUUUGUACCCAUUUGAAUAUAUAUAAGGCUGGACAUUGUCAUUGUUGGAAUGGCUAAA